This is a messenger RNA of Phaethon lepturus (White-tailed tropicbird), 1781 nucleotides long. RefSeq names its product zyxin (gene ZYX). NCBI's taxonomy places the organism in Eukaryota, Metazoa, Chordata, Aves, Phaethontiformes, Phaethontidae. Gene Ontology annotation, biological process: transforming growth factor beta receptor signaling pathway; integrin-mediated signaling pathway. The transcript is spliced from 9 exons. Bases 1 to 1758 code for a protein of 585 amino acids. The record is from RefSeq and is a predicted model, not a curated record.
AUGGCCUCCCCAGGUGCCCCAGGGACCCGCAUGACGUCCACAGUCAGUAUCAACAUUUCUACCCCUUCCUUCUACAACCCACAGAAGAAGUUUGCACCUGUGGUUGCCCCUAAACCCAAGGUGAACCCCUUCAAGGCUGGGGGUGCAUCAGAGUCGUCGCUGCCCCCACCUCCUGGAGCUGGCACCCAGCGUGCUCAGAUAGGGAAGGUGGGGGAGAUUCCAUCAGCAUCCAUGUCCCUGCUGGCAGAAGAGCUGCCGCUGCCACCUCCUCCCCCACCUGGAGAGGAGGCAAGUUUCUCCUCAAACUGUGCUUUCCCCCCUCCGCCACCACCCUUUGAAGAGCCUUUUCCACCAGCCCCAGAAGAAGUUUUUCCUUCUCCUCCUCCUCCACCGAUGUUUGAUGAAGGGCCUGUGAGCAAGGUACCUGCUCCACAGGUACGUGGCAAGAUGAGCAGCAUUGAUCUUGAGAUUGACUCACUGUCCGUAAUGUUGGAUGACAUGGAGAAGAAUGACCCCUUCAAAUCCUGGAUAUCUCCAGGAUCCACAGGUUCUCUCGAGAAGUCAUUGGCCCCAAAAGCCCAUGUGGAAAUACCACCUGCACCCAGAGAUACUCCUCAUUCCUUCCCUUCCAAGUUCACUCCAAAGCCAAGUGGAAGCUUAUCUUUCAAGACCCCUGGAGUGGAUUUGACCCCUGCCCCAACUCCAUGGGCAGCCCCACAGCAAUGCAAGGAGCCCCUAGCACCAGUCCCUCCACCCCCCUUUCUCCCUCCUGCUCAGACUACCCUUAAAUUCACCCCACCCGCUGUUGCUGGCUCUCCUAAAUCUGGGUCCAAAUCAGGUGCCAAUGUUCCCAUGGCUCCCUCAAACUCUACAAGAUAUCCUACUUCCCUUCAGACUCAGUUCACAGCCCCUUCACCUUCAGGUCCCUCCUCUCGGCCACAGCCUCCCAAUUUCACCUAUGCACAGCAGAGGGAAAGACCCCAAGUGCAGGAGAAGCCACGUCCCGCAGAACAGCCUGCUGCUGCAGAAGACACGCAUAGAACCACAGGCUCCAGUGCAGAUCCACCUAGGGGAAAUUCCUGUCUGACCAUGAAGGAGGUAGAAGAGCUGGAGAUGUUGACCCAGAAAUUAAUGAAGGAUAUGGAGCAUCCGCCGGCAGCAGAAGCUGCUACUUCUGAGCUCUGUGGCUUCUGCCGGAAGCCCCUAUCACGAACCCAGCCAGCUGUGAGAGCCCUGGACUGCCUUUUCCACGUGGAAUGCUUCACCUGCUUCAAAUGUGAGAAGCAGCUGCAGGGGCAGCAGUUCUACAACGUGGAUGAGAAGCCCUUCUGUGAGGACUGCUAUGCUGGGACCUUGGAAAAGUGUAGUGUCUGCAAACAGACCAUCACAGACCGGAUGCUGAAGGCCACUGGUAACUCAUACCAUCCCCAGUGCUUCACCUGCGUGAUGUGCCAUACCCCUCUUGAGGGGGCUUCUUUUAUUGUGGACCAGGCCAACCAGCCUCACUGUGUGGAUGACUACCACAGGAAGUAUGCUCCACGCUGCUCAGUCUGUAGUGAGCCUAUCAUGCCAGAGCCUGGAAAGGAUGAGACAGUGCGUGUGGUGGCAUUGGAGAAGAAUUUCCACAUGAAAUGUUACAAGUGUGAGGACUGUGGGAAGCCCUUGUCCAUUGAAGCAGAUGAGAAUGGGUGCUUUCCACUGGAUGGGCAUGUGCUGUGUAUGAAGUGUCACACUGUUCGUGCCAAAACAGCAUGCUGAGGAGCUUAGAGUGGGCAUACCCU